This is a messenger RNA of Harpegnathos saltator (Jerdon's jumping ant), 2052 nucleotides long. Its product is annotated as BRCA1-associated protein. The coding region runs from base 180 to 1874 and encodes 564 amino acids. Gene Ontology annotation, biological process: protein ubiquitination; Ras protein signal transduction. The transcript has 7 exons. Lineage: Eukaryota; Metazoa; Arthropoda; Insecta; Hymenoptera; Formicidae. Gene Ontology annotation, cellular component: cytoplasm. Gene Ontology annotation, molecular function: nucleic acid binding; zinc ion binding; ubiquitin protein ligase activity. The record is from RefSeq and is a predicted model, not a curated record.
AUUGGCAUCGUAGUUCAUGUGCACGGUUGUACAGAGGGCACCUCACACUGGACUCGGCUAAAAGCGGCCCAUAACCCAUGUCCCAUGACACCUCUUCUCCUUCUCUCUAAUGGUGGUAACACAAUAAAAUAAACAAUGGGAAAUGUUUAACAUGAUAUGCUAUAAUUUAAUUAUGUGGCAUGAGUUCGUCCGCUGUUCUGGUAUCCCUAUGCGUUAUUCGUAUCGAGAUCUGUGAUUUAGAAUUAGAAGAAUCAAUCAGUACAAUGGCUAUGAAGAUGAGAGGCCGUAGAGAACCAAGAGAUAUCAAUGUAGAAACUUAUACAAAUUCAAUCUCAGAAGGUACAUCUCCACUGUUAUCAAGUCAAAGCACAAGUAAAUCACAUUCAUCCUCAAGAGCUAAUUCUGAUGAAACAUCAUGCGCAAACUCUAACCAUGUUGUAAGUUCUGGUUCUGGAGAGAUAACUGGUGCAGCUGCUUGUACAUCGCCAGAUCAAAUCAAUUUUUUUUCGGGAAAUCCAUUUGUUGAAGUCACAAAAGGCAUUCUUCAUCUUUUCAAGGAAGAUGAAUUGACUGAAAUGCAUUGUGCUGCAGAUCGCAGUCAUACUAUUUGUAUGCUGUCAGUACCAGCAACAAUGACUUGCCAUGAUCUUUUAACUUUCACAGCAGCUUGUCAUCAGGACAUACAACAUUUUAGGAUACUCAGAGAUGGUAGUCCUAAUCAGUACAUGGCUUUGAUCACUUUUAGAUCAUCGAAUGCAGCCAGUGAGUUUUAUGAAACUUUCAAUGGUGCUCCCUAUAACUCUCUGGAACCUGAUGUAGUUUGUCACAUGGUAUUUGUGUCCAAAGUUGAAAUAGGAGACAAUGGGAUGCCUUUAAGUAGGCAUACAGAAUUACCAUCAUGUCCUGUCUGUUUGGAAAGGAUGGACGAAAGUGUGGAUGGGAUCCUGACGAUAUUAUGUAAUCAUACGUUCCAUUCUAGUUGUCUUGUAAAGUGGGGUGAUACAUCCUGCCCCAUCUGUCGAUAUGCCCAAACACCAGAACCAUUAGCUGAUAGCCGUUGCAUGGAAUGUGUUGCAGAUGCCAGCAAUGAUGCUUUGUGGAUCUGCUUGAUUUGCGGUCAUGUGGGUUGUUCGCGUUAUCAUCAGGGCCACGCGUUCGAACAUUACCGAGAUACACAUCACUGCUAUGCAAUGCAACUGGGCAACAAUCGUGUUUGGGAUUAUGUCGGUGAUAAUUUCGUACAUCGAUUGCUACAGGACAAAGAUGGCAAAAUGGUGGAAGGUGGUCGUACCGAGGCCAAGAAUGAAGGCGCCGCUGUGGAAGAAAAAGUUGACUCAGUGCAAUUGGAAUUCACGUAUUUAUUAACAUCACAAUUGGAAACACAACGUCAAUACUUUGAAGAGAAGCUUAGUCGUUUGGAACAACGUUCUAAAACUGAGAUUACCGAGUUGAGGGACAAACUAGGAGAAGUGCUUGAGGAGAAUUCGCAGUUCAAGUUUUCGAUGCUAAAUCGGGAUAAACAGACAUUGGAAAAACGUCUACAACAAUCCACCAAUAAAUUAACGCAAAUACAAGCGGAAUUAACGGAAGAAGAAGAGCUAAGGAAGGCCUUGCAACUAAAUCAAACUUCGUGGCAAAUGAAAUACAAGACAUUGGAGAAUGAACUGUCCGAAUUAAAAACUGCGAAAGAAACGGAAAUCGCCGACUUAAAGGAACAAGUUCGGGAUCUCAUGUUUUUCCUCGAUGCACAAAAUCAGAUUGAGAAGUCUGUCGAUCGCGACGAAAUUGCCGCUGGUCGUAUUGUCGUUCCUCCAAGUCCUAGCAGUGGAAAAUCAUCAGGAUCUCGAGGACAUAAAGGCCACAAGAAACAUUGAUGCUACCAUGCAGUAUCUCUUUAUUCAACUGCAUAAGGAACACGAUUAGCACAAAUAAGGCAUUUAACAUGAAGAACCUCAGCAAAUAUGCGUUUCGACAGUUCAUUAAUUCCUGAGCUAUCUUUUUCUAAAGAAAGCAUAUUACACAAUAAAUACACAGAAAAAUAACUCACUACCA